This is a messenger RNA of Dioscorea cayenensis subsp. rotundata (Guinea yam), 1992 nucleotides long. Its product is annotated as pentatricopeptide repeat-containing protein At5g10690-like. Gene Ontology annotation, molecular function: protein binding. The transcript is spliced from 13 exons. The record is from RefSeq and is a predicted model, not a curated record. Lineage: Eukaryota; Viridiplantae; Streptophyta; Magnoliopsida; Dioscoreales; Dioscoreaceae. Bases 25 to 1908 code for a protein of 627 amino acids.
GCUGAGUAGUAGUGACAAGCGACGAUGCUGCUAGGGUUUCAUCCCCGGCCCCAAUCCCAUUCUCUUCUCCAAACCCUAGAAAACCUUGUGAAUUCCUUCUCCGUUCGGCCUGGAAGAACCAGCGCCACUCGCUCCCGUGGUCCUCAUGCCUCGCAUUCCCCUCUCCGCAGCCUCAAACCCCCCUCGAAGUCGCCGCCGUCGCUUUCUCCAUCGCCGCAGGAUCUCAAUUUUAGGAGGCUCACAUCUCGGGUCAUCGAGCUCACUCGGAGGAGACAGCUGCGGCAGAUUUUGAGGGAAAUAGAGAAAGCGAAGAAGAGGUAUGGGAAGUUGAGUACUGUUGUGAUGAACGCUGUAAUGGAAGCAUGUGUUCAUUGCCGAGACAUUGAGUCUUCUAUUCAAGUGUUUGAGGAAAUGGCUAAGCCUGAGAGUUGUGGUGUAGAUGAUAUAUCCUAUGGAAUCCUUUUGAAGGGUUUAGGUGAGGCUCGAAGAAUUGAUGAAGCAUUCCAAAUUCUCGAGUCUGUGGAAAAUGGUACAGCUGUGGGAAGCCCAAAAUUAUCGGCCCGACUUAUAUAUGGUCUGUUAAAUGCCUUACUUGAGGCAGGCGAUAUGCGCCGUGCCAAUGGGCUUGUAGCACGUUACCGAGUUGUGCUGAACAAAGAGGAAGACCAGGUCUUGCUAUACAACCUAUUGAUGAAGGGGUACUUGAAGACUGAUUUCCCUCAAGGUGCAUUAACUAUAAGAGAUGAGAUCUUACGCCAAGGGUUGAAGCCUGAUAAAGUGACUUAUAAUACAUUGGUUUUUGCAUGUGUGAAAUCUGGAGAUCUAGAUGCUGCAUUUCAGUUGAUCACAGAAAUGAAGGUGGAAGCUCAAAAAGCUAACAGCAGUGAAUUCUUUCCUGAUGUUGUUACUUACACUACUUUACUGAAGGGUCUCGGGAGCAAAAAAGAUCUUUGUUCAGUGCAGGAAAUUGUUGUCGAAAUGAAAUCAUUGCCUGAUCUGUAUAUUGAUCGGACAGCGUAUACUGCAAUUGUUGAUGCAAUGCUAGCUUGUGGUUCAAUUCAGGGUGCCUUAUGUGUUUUUGGUGAGAUAAUAAAGCUGGCAAAUGAGAGUAAUAAUCUGCGACCAAAGCCUCAUCUUUAUCUUUCUAUGAUGCGGACCUUUGCUCUUAAUGGGGAUUUUGAUAUGGUCAAGAAGCUUCAUGUGAAAAUGUGGUCAGAUACUGUCGGAUCGAUUUCUCUGUCAGCACAACAAGAAGCUGAUGAGCUCCUGAUGGAGGCUGCAAUAAAUGAUAAUCAGGUUGAUGUUUCGAAAAAAAUUCUUCUAGAUAUCAUCCGAAAAAGAGAUGGCCUUUCUUGGAAUAGCAGAGGAGGAAUGACUGCUCUUAAAGUGGAGAUUUUAUCUGGAUUCACCAGUUCAUUGUUUACUCCAUACAUCCUUCCUCAGGUUACAUUAGAUGAUCCAAUUGAAAAGUACAUGACUCCUUUUGAGGAAUCUAAUCCAUUGCUUUCUAGCCUGCCAUUGAAAAAGGUUGUGAUGCAUUUCUUCAGAGAUUCUGUGCUUCCUGUUAUAGAUGACUGGGGCAGCUGUGUUGGAAUUCUCCACCGUGAUGAUUGUAAAAUGUUGGAUGCGCCUCUUUCAACCAUGAUGAGAGGACCGCCGCCUUGUGUAACCACAUCGACAUCCAUUGGCCGGACGAUCGAUCUACUCUUAGAGAAGAAGUACAAAAUGCUCAUCAUUGUGAAAAACAGCAACGUCGUCUAUGAAACCACCUACAGUUCAAGCUCCAGGCCAGUUGGAACUUUCACCCGUGACAAGCUCUGCCAGCUCACUAAACAUUAUGAUGAUGAUGAUGAAGAAGGCCAUGCUUCAUCCCCAAUCAAAGCAGCAGGCCAUGGAGACAUCAGAUAAGGAGUCACCUGAUCAACAUUCAAACUAAGACGACAAAUCAGCUCCAACUUCUCUUCACUGACACCAAACCUGUACACCUCCUUC